Messenger RNA from Hippocampus comes (tiger tail seahorse), 2244 nucleotides. RefSeq names its product phosphoribosyl pyrophosphate synthase-associated protein 1. Gene Ontology annotation, biological process: 5-phosphoribose 1-diphosphate biosynthetic process; purine nucleotide biosynthetic process. The transcript has 11 exons. The record is from RefSeq and is a predicted model, not a curated record. The coding region runs from base 344 to 1456 and encodes 370 amino acids. NCBI's taxonomy places the organism in Eukaryota, Metazoa, Chordata, Actinopteri, Syngnathiformes, Syngnathidae. Gene Ontology annotation, cellular component: ribose phosphate diphosphokinase complex; cytoplasm. Gene Ontology annotation, molecular function: magnesium ion binding; ATP binding; ribose phosphate diphosphokinase activity.
AAAAGAAGCUUCCGUAUUAACCAAUAUCGGGUGAUGCUUGGACCAGCGGCAUGGUACCUGAACUAGUCAGGUAUCACGCAGUCGUUUGAUCACCGCAACACGUUCUAGAAAAUUGCAAGUGGCGCAUAAUGUUCCCGUGCUACACUUUUCUGACGUGAAAAACAAAUUGAAAGUUGUAGUUUCGAUUGGCACGGUUUAAGUGAACAGGCGAGCGCGCGAGCGGCUAGCGCGGCAGCUAACGUCAACGUCACGAGAACAAAACUGCUCCCCAAAAAAAGCUGUUUUCACCCAAAAUCCAGUGUGGAGCCUCGGUCGUGGACCAAAUAACAUCAGCAACAACACAAUGAACGUCGCAAAAAGUGGCUAUCGCGUGUUCUCGGCAAAUUCCUCCGUCGCAUGCACAGAACUGGCGAAGAAGAUAACAGAGCGACUUGGAGUUGAAUUGGGAAAGUCUGUUGUCUUUCAAGAGUCUAAUAGUGAGACAAGAGUGGAUGUAAAAGAAUCUGUUCGUGGGCAAACCAUCUUCAUCAUUCAGACCAUCCCAAGAGAUGUCAACACGGCAAUCAUGGAGUUGCUGGUUAUGGCCUACGCCCUCAAGACCUCUUGUGCAAAGAACAUUAUUGGGGUUAUUCCGUACUUCCCCUACAGCAAACAGUGCAAGAUGAGGAAAAGGGGCUCCAUAGUAUGUAAGCUGUUGGCUUCCAUGUUGGCAAAAGCAGGGCUAACACACAUUAUCACCAUGGACUUGCAUCAGAAAGAGAUCCAGGGUUUCUUUUCUUUUCCGGUGGACAAUUUGCGGGCCUCCCCAUUCUUGAUCCAGUAUAUCCAAGAGGAGAUUCCGGAUUACAGGAAUGCCAUCAUCGUGGCCAAAUCCCCAGCAGCGGCCAAGAGAGCUCAGUCCUAUGCGGAACGCUUGCGCUUGGGUCUGGCUGUGAUUCACGGCGAGGCUCAGUGUUCCGAGUCGGACAUGGCCGACGGAAGGCAUUCACCGCCAUGUGUGCGCAACACCACAGGACACACAGGAUUGGAGCUGCCCUCAGGCAAACAACAAGCUCCGUUCCCUGGCAUAGAGCUUCCAAUAAUGAUGGCCAAGGAGAAACCUCCCAUAACUGUCGUUGGGGAUGUGGGGGGAAGAAUUGCCAUCAUCGUGGACGACAUCAUAGACGAUGUCGGAGACUUUGUCGCAGCCGCUGAGAUCUUGAAAGAGAGAGGCGCGUACAAAAUUUAUAUCAUGGCCACACAUGGAUUACUCUCUGCCGAUGCUCCACGUCUCAUCGAGGAGUCGGCCAUUGAUGAGGUGGUGGUGACAAAUACAGUCCCGCAUGAAGUGCAGAAGCUCCAGUGUCCAAAAAUCAAGACGGUAGACGUCAGUAUGAUCCUGGCUGAGGCCAUCCGCCGUAUCCACAAUGGAGAGUCCAUGGCUUACUUGUUUCGCAACAUUGCUGUGGACGACUAGAGUGUAAACCAGAGAGGUGGCUCUGGGGGUGACUGAAGGGAGAUGCGCUUGUUUGGGCUUUCCUGCUCCUUCAACGACACUACUGUGAUGAUUUAAAAAAAAAAGAUAUGCAAUACAUAUCUAAGUCAAGAGUUUUUCCCUGUACUUUAACUUAAAAAAAAAUCUCCAUCAAAUGCAAUAUAGUUAAAAAAAAGGUUUACGGGAUUUAACUAUUUUAUUUUUCAUCAUGCUGAAAUUAAGAUUAAGUAUACAGUGCAUUUUGAAGUCCCGUCUUUCUGGAAUUAUUAUUUCCAUAACCCAAGAUGAUUUGUCGUUGCUUGAAAAACAAACGAACAAAACUAGUAAGGUACUAAAUAUUCAGUGACUAAGAAGUAGCAAAACACGUCUCCUUGCUGUUAAUGAGUCUGCAACUCUCUUGCUGGCCUUUCUGGUCGGAGCUGCGUUGCACUUUGAUCAGCUUGCAUUUAUGACGGGGUAUGUGGUUUUCAGCCACCCCAACACCUCGUUGCGACCAAGGUUUUUUUUUUGUUGUUUUUUUUUGGCACCAUAUUAUACUUUUAAUUGUCACAUCGGUUAUGUUGAGUUACUAGAAGGAACUGCACUGUUUACACUGCAAACAUCAUUGAACUAUUGCAGAGAAAAAUCCCUCUUACCCCAUUAGAUGAAUUUGUUGGUAUUCAUAUAGCUUGUGAGUCGCUGAUAGUGCAGUGGCACACUCGCCUGUCUUGUGUGCGGGCAGCGUGGGAUCGGUUCCCACUCGGUGGCGGUGUGAAUAGUUAUUCAUCUCU